AUGAUAGGUCAACAAACAUUUAAAGAUAUACCUGAAGCAUUUCGUCUUUUAGAUACAGAUCAAUCGAGCACUAUUGACAUUGGCGAACUGGCUAUUUUUAUGCCCAUCCUUCGAUCAGAAGCGACUCCGUAUAUGCUUCUUCGUCAUAUUAAAUUAUCCGAUAAAGAUGGAGAUUACGAACUGAACUAUGAUGAAUUUAAUGCAUUGCUUUUGGCUGGACUGGGACAAGAUAUUAUUCUCGGACGUACCUGA
Rotaria sp. Silwood1 is the source of this 252-nucleotide messenger RNA. Lineage: Eukaryota; Metazoa; Rotifera; Eurotatoria; Philodinida; Philodinidae. The record is from the annotation of a GenBank genome assembly.